GCGGGCCGAGCCAGUCGGCUCCGCGCUUCACGCGUGUGCGCAUCUCGCGUAGUGUCUCUGUCGCGCCGUCGCGUCUGGCGAUUUCGAGAGAGCAGUCCUUCCUUUCCCUCCACCCGAGGGAGAAAGAGAGAGGGAGAGAGAUUCGUACGAGUCGCUCGCGCGGUGUGAUUUACCGGUCGGCGAUUUAUUAUUAAUAGGUAAUUAAAAUUACCGCGUGCGAUUGAUAAUUUAGCGCGUUUCGUUUUUUUCUCGUUGACGACGCGCCGGCUGAAGACGAUGAGGAUAGCGAGGAUGUGAGAGCGGCACACCUGGGGAGCGUCUCCGAGUCGGUACGAUGGCGCGGAAAUGGUGACGAAUUUCAAUAUUGUACAUCUGGCCGCUCGUCCUAAGGGACACAUAAACCAAAAGUAAGGAUGGCCUUUCACUGGGAUAAGCUCUCGCCAGCAGAAUUUCAACAACUCCAGGACUUGGCAGCUUAUUCCACACGGAAACUUCAGGAUGUUUUGACUGAAUUUUGCGGAAGUAAUACGACGCCGAGUGGUGUGCCAAAAUAUCAUCCAGACGGAGACAUCGAUUACGAGGGUUUCCGUAAAUUCCUGAAUUCGUACUUGGAGAUUGAUACACCAGAUGAAUUGUGUCGACACCUUUUUCUCUCAUUCGUCAGGAAAGAUUCACGUGGAGUGGACGGCAAAGCUUUCAAAGAGAUGGCUGUGCUCUCCUCAACAACCGCCUGUGCCGCAAUUACGUCACACACGACUUCCAGCAGUAACGUUAAUAGCACCGGCGUACCUGGUGGAACUUCCGCGGAGACCCACGGAUCUACGUUGGCUGAUAAAAUACAUGGAAUUACGGAAAAAUUGCAAGCACUGGGUCACCACAGAACGGAGAGCGAAGUCUCCAAGACGCGAACCGGAAGCGUACAUCCAAUGUUAACAGUCACCCAUACAUCAUACAGCUGUUACGAUGUGCUAGAGAAAAAGAGCACAGAUAGUAGUCCAAGUCACAGCCAAAUGUCGCGAAAUUCGUCCAGGAAGUCGAACAAUUCCCUCCUCGUCAACAACGGGAAAUUGGAAGAGAUGAGGCAUCUCGUCAGAAAGCAGAGCACAAUAGAUGUCCAAUCUGUUAAAGUCAGUCUCAAAGACAUCGUUUGUUACCUUUCUCUCCUGGAAGCCGGCAGACCGGAGGAUAAACUGGAAUUCAUGUUCCGGCUGUAUGAUACGGAUGGGAACGGUGUCCUUGACACGAACGAGAUGGACUGCAUCGUGAAUCAAAUGAUGAAUGUCGCGGAAUAUCUCGGUUGGGAUGUCACAGAGCUGAAACCGAUCCUACAGGAUAUGAUGAUAGAAAUUGAUUACGAUGCAGAUGGUACAGUCUCAUUGGAGGAAUGGAAACGAGGGGGUCUUACAACAAUUCCUCUCUUGGUUCUUCUGGGUCUAGAUUCCCACGUAAAAGAAGAUGGGAAUCAUCUGUGGAGAUUGAAACAUUUCAGUAAACCAGCGUAUUGCAAUCUUUGUCUAAAUAUGCUGGUUGGUCUCGGCAAAAAAGGACUCUGUUGCGUUUUUUGCAAAUACACAGUACAUGAGAGAUGCGUUCAAAGAGCGCCUGCCUCCUGUAUAGCCACUUAUGUCAAAAGCAAAAAAACAUCCCAGACAAUGAUUCAUCAUUGGGUCGAAGGUAAUUGCCACGGGAAAUGUUCCAAGUGCAAAAAAACGAUCAAAAGUUACAACGGCAUCACCGGAUUACACUGCAGAUGGUGUCAAUUAACGUUGCAUAAUAGAUGCGCGUCACAAGUACGAGCGGAAUGUACGCUUGGAGAGCAUGCGGUACAUAUCCUUCCACCUACAGCGAUUUGUCCCGUUGUGCUAGAUAGACAAAGAUCGUUAUCGAGGGAUAGCAAACGAGGUAGCAAACACGGUCAAGAUACUUCAUCCGUCAGCUCCGGUGGUUUCCUAAGCUGCGGUAGUUCGAAUCAACAACCAGCUAUGUCUUUUCAAAUUUCUCCACCGGAGGACACAAUGCCGCUCUUAGUAUUCAUAAAUCCAAAAUCGGGUGGCCGACAAGGGGAGCGAAUGCUACGAAAAUUUCAAUACAUUUUGAAUCCUCGACAGGUCCAUAAUCUAGCGAUUGGUGGACCUAUGCAGGGUUUACAAAUGUUUAAGGAUGUGGAGAAUUUUAAAGUAAUCUGUUGUGGCGGAGAUGGAACUGUUGGCUGGGUUUUAGAAACGAUGGAUCGUGUACAAUUUGAAAAACAACCUGCUGUUGGCGUUAUACCUCUCGGUACAGGAAAUGAUCUCGCAAGAUGUUUACGCUGGGGUGGUGGUUACGAAGGAGAAGCAGUGCACAAAGUGCUUAAGAAAAUAGAAAAAGCGACGCAGGUAAUGAUGGAUCGCUGGCAAAUAGAAGUUUCGGAUCAAAAAGACGAGAAGAAACCGAAUCAAGACAGUAUACCAUACAAUAUCAUUAAUAAUUAUUUCUCGGUUGGCGUUGACGCUGCCAUUUGUGUCAAAUUCCAUAUGGAAAGAGAGAAAAAUCCUGAGAAAUUUAAUAGCAGAAUGAAAAAUAAGCUGUGGUACUUUGAAUACGCAACUACGGAACAGUUUGCUGCCAGUUGCAAAAAUCUUCACGAAGAUCUCGAAAUAAUCUGCGAUGGUACACCUCUAGAUUUGGCGCAUGGGCCAUCUUUACAAGGAGUCGCAUUGUUAAACAUUCCUUUUACUCAUGGAGGUUCGAAUCUUUGGGGUGAACAUCAUACGCGGCAUCGUCUUGGUAAACGAAAAAAGCGACCGGAUAAAGAACUUAGUACCAGUAGUUUCAAUUCCGUAGAUCUCACCGCCGCGAUUCAAGACAUUGGGGAUAAUCUCAUAGAAGUAAUCGGUUUGGAGAACUGUUUGCACAUGGGUCAAGUGAAGACUGGAUUGCGACAUUCCGGUAGAAGACUAGCCCAAUGCAGCAGCGUCACUAUCAUUACAAACAAACGAUUCCCCAUGCAAAUCGACGGAGAACCUUGGAUGCAAGGUCCUUGCACGAUUCGCAUUACACAUAAAAAUCAAGUACCAAUGUUGAUGGCACCACCGCCAGACAAGAGUAAAGGCUUCUUCCGGUUUUUAAGGAGAUGAAUACAAUAAGCUUUACGCUUUUAGCGAAGGAGGAUGGAUUCUAUCGAGUGAAAAGAUCAAUUCUAACUCAAUCUCUAAUCCAGUCUUGUUAUUGUCCGGCAUGUUUAAUCCUCUUUAUUAUGACAGCUGUAUCGAUUUCAUACGUAGUCGCAGCUUUUCAUCUAAAUGCGAAGAACGCGAGCUCAGAUACUCAUUUAAACACGAAGAACGCGAGCGUCAACGCGUCAUAGGUAUUUUUAUGUACAGUAUUUUUCAAACUAAACGGAAUUUCAUGUCUUAGUCUUAGAUAUGCCAAGCGGUAGGCUCGACUGUCUUUAAGCCUUGAAUGCUAGCAAUUUUUGAUCAUUUUUUAAUUCUCAAUUGGCGAAAUAAAAACAUCGAGCGGAAAAGGAUUAAUUCGCCAUACGAUAAUAAUUCUGUCGCUUAACUUACGUAUUGCCUUUCAGCUGCGAAUCGAUAGAGAUUAUAUUAAUAUUAAUGAAAAAGAAAUUGUGAUUAAAGUAUCUUUCAGAUUUAGCGAAAAUAAACUCGUUUGUAAAGAUGUCGCCCUUUCAAUUAAGAGUCAAGUUACUUCGCGCAAGUCAUCAAUUGCUCGGCGAAAGCUUUCUGAAUUCUGCUGCUUUUUAUAUGUGUGCAAACCGACUGGCGCACAUAUUUAUGCAAGAAAUAAACAACACAUUGACACGGCGAAUUGUGCGGUGUCGUGCAAACGAGAGUGGAGUUGUAACAACUACUUCAAUUUAGAGCGCGUAUGUAAUGAUAUAAUUCUUUCAAGAUCUAUCGCCGAACAAUUAGCACUUUUAGCGUAGAAAGGAUGGGCAAACAAAUGGACUGGACUGGUCGACAUAUUUUCGCUUACGUGAUACGUGAUAUAUUCCUAAUUCUGGUUCUCCUUUGCACGAAUCCGUCCGUCAAUCUCACGAGUCACAUACCUUCCUCUCUUAAUUCUAAGUUUUUUGUAAGGCUUAGUCGUAAACGCUUAGAUAUAAAUCAGGAUCUAUUUAUUUAUUUAUUCAAUAUAUUUAUUUAUUUAUUUUUCAUAUACUUUAUAAGUCAGAGCAAUAUAUCAUAAGCAUAUCAACGAGCGAGUACGAUUGCGUAGCACGUUGUAAUGUGUGCUGUUUGGUUGUUAACAUUUAUGAGAAAUCAUGAAUCACGAGUUAGAGAAUUAAUAGAUAUCAUUUAAUCCACGUGCGGAUUAUAAUUCUCGAUAAUAAAUACAAUAUAAUUUGUGUCUUUAUGUCACAUUUAUAUCAUUUUUGAUGAUUGUAAUUAUUACUUUUCAUAUAUAUACUUCAUAUUUUUCAUAUACUACUUCAUAUACUAUUUUUGCACUUUGUGCUUGUAAAGAAUUAUAAGUAAAUUUUUCAUAAAUUCAUUGAUUUAUGUUCUCUUAUUACGCGUAUGAGCGCCUGUAUUUUAUAUACUCUUGAUGGCCCUAUACUGUUAAGUAAUAGAAUGCUUCGAAGCACUUUUCCUUCUUCUCUGCUACAGUUACUCCGAUUAAAACUUUAUAUAUCAAUAACACUAUUGGGCGAUUCAUUUUUUAGUAUUUCCGUAAAUGUUAAGAAAAGAAGUAGCCAAUCUAGCCAUUAAGUGUACUGUUUAUUAAAUCAUAUAAAUUCUAUUUCCAUGCACUUGUUAAACGCAUUUUGUUAAUGUAUAAUAUAGAAUCUGAUAUAUAUAUCAGUUUUAAAUCUAAUGUAGCGAAACGAAAUUUUAUGUUAUUGUAAUUUUAUUAAAUGUGCUGUUUAUUAAAUUAUAUGAAUUCUAUUUCUAUGCACUUGUUAAACGCAUUUUGUUAAUAUGUAAUGUGAAAUCUGAGAUAUGUAUCAAUCUUGAAUCUAAUGAGUAGUGAAACGAAAUUUUAUGUGUUUUUGUAAUUAUAUAUAUAUAUAUAUAUACACAUAUAUGCAGCCAAAGAGGAAUAAUAUAGUAAAUACGAUUUAAAAUCCCGCAGGGACCAUCUCGAUAUAUAUAAACAAAGACGAUUUUAAAUUUUCAUAUCUUCGUGCAGACCGAGAUUUUAAUCUUUUGUAAGAUGCUUAAACCGUCAUCUCUCGCAGCUAUCUAGAUUUUACUUGCGUCUACUAUGCGGAAUAAAUUAAUAAAAUGUGACAAUUAGUUGAUUUAAAAACGAAAAUACCGUGUAAGUAAAAUAGUAUAGAAUUUACAAUUAUGAUGAUUCAAAGUACAACAUUACUUCCGCAAAGUAGAUGAUUUAGUCUUUUUCCAAGCACUGAUCGCUCAUAAUCGUCAUUGUUUUUUAUCGCAAUCUUCCGUGACGAUUAAUGCGGUUGAUUAUAGUUGAUUAGAGUAAUCGAAAUAUUACGCUUAACAAAUGAAACUUGUAACCAAAGUCUUAAUUUUCGAGUUGUUAUCUAUUAGUGAUCAAAUUUUAGGGGAAUGAAAAAUGAAGAGGAAAAUGAAAAAUCGUCGCGAGGACAAACAGGAGUCUAUCCCUGCGGUCCAUUUGACAUGUGAAUAUUAACGGCACAAUAACGACGAUAUUGUUUUUCUAUUGGAUUGGCGCAGUGUCUCAGUGUGCUUUGUCAUUGUGUAACAUUAUAUAUGAUGUAAAAAGACCCAAAAAAUUUACCCAUUUAUGCGGCAGUACGAAAAGUAAGAUGUUUGCUUGAGAACUUGGAAAUUCGAAUGCACAAUUUACGGCAACAAAUCUCUAAAUAGUUCCCGAGAUAAAAGAAAUGAGAAGAUAAAUGUCGUAUUAUAUGUGGACGAUAUUCCAAGAAGAAUCUAGCGAACAUUCAGUAUCUCAAGAACAUGUAGCUAUUUCAUCGUAAAGAAAAUACAUACAAUAGCAAAGCAUGAAUCGGACAAAGUAUACAUAAAAGUUAUAAAAUAGAAUUUUAUUGCAAAAUUUUCACAUACACACACACGUACAUGAUUCUAAAGCAUGAUAGAAAUAAAUCAACUAAUUUUGCAAGAUUGAUAUGUAGAAAAAAAAUAACAUCCAAUAUAUAUAAUAAUAAUAAUAAAAAUAUCUAUAAGAUUAGGAUGAAAAUUUAUUAUGCUAAAAUUGUAAUUCUUUUUCGGACCAUUAACGAAUUUCAAGCAAGAAAAAUUCCUGAAGAAAUUAGUAUAUUAAAGACAAAAUAGAUAACAGCAGUGCACAUAAUUUUAUAAAUUUAAAUAUAAAUUAACAAUUUAUUUUAGAAGAACAAAUUUGCCUGUAAUUUCCUUUCAAUUUUGUUAUUUUUCGUACGACUAAAAUGCGUAGCAAAUUACAGAUUUUUGAAUUUUUUAUGUUGCUAAUAACCGGGCAAAUAUUGAAUAUUAUUGAGAACAUUAUUUAAUUAUUAUUAUAUAUGAUAUUAUAGUCCGAUUCACACUUUUCUUCUCUCGCUUUCGAUAGUGAUCCGCAAAUACGUCUGAUAUACGAAAUGUAUGCGUUAUAGUUGUUAAGCGCUACUUACGAAUAUCCGACAUUAGCUGAAUUUACUGCCAUCUUUUUUUGGGUCUAUGUACGUUUGAGCACUACUGCCAUUUUCCAAAGGAUAGACACGUACGCGAAUGAAAAAAGCCUGUCUAUAGUGUAAUAUAACAUAAGAAAUAAAGUGUAAAUUUAUAUCACGUA
Messenger RNA from Camponotus floridanus (Florida carpenter ant), 6711 nucleotides. It is a transcript of the gene Dgk, whose product is annotated as diacylglycerol kinase 1. Bases 414 to 3116 code for a protein of 900 amino acids. Gene Ontology annotation, molecular function: ATP-dependent diacylglycerol kinase activity; calcium ion binding. NCBI's taxonomy places the organism in Eukaryota, Metazoa, Arthropoda, Insecta, Hymenoptera, Formicidae. Gene Ontology annotation, cellular component: plasma membrane. The transcript has 18 exons. The record is from RefSeq and is a predicted model, not a curated record. Gene Ontology annotation, biological process: intracellular signal transduction; diacylglycerol metabolic process; lipid phosphorylation.